AAACACAAAAUCACUAUCAGUCCCUUUCUUUGUCCAAACAGUCUUGUCUUGUCUUGCUCGUGGUUAUUUAGUUAACUGUAAAACAUGACGUCAAAUUAACUAAUUACUUUAAUUACUUACUCACAGGAGUUCUAAAGUUUCUUAGUUAUUUGUUUGAAAAAAUUGUGAUAAAAUGUACAAAUAUAUUGGAUUUUGUGUAUUGGGUGUUGGUAUUCUUUUAAUACCUAUAUUAGCUGUAUCACUUAGCUUAAAUGGAUCAAAGCAGAAUGCAUUUAAAUUGCUAAUAGACCACGAUGGCGGCGCCGACGACGCCAUGGCCAUCUUUAUGGCGCUGCUCCAUGAGCAAUAUCGGAAUGGGCCAGAAAUUGUCGGCCUCUCAACAACCCAUGGAAAUGUGAUAGAGGAUCAAGUAUUUCACAACACUCAAAGAAUACUCAACAUAGCACAGAGGAGAGAGGUACCAAUAUACCGUGGCACCAACUCCUCACUAGUGACCACGCCCCCCGGGAGCCCCUACUACGGCCUCGACGGGCUCGGGGACACGGACUACCGCGCCUCAUUCGAGCCCAUAGCGCCGCAGGUCACGCACGCAGUGUUGGCCAUCAUUGAGCUGUCCAAGAAGUAUGAAGGACAUCUGAUCCUGGUGAUGCUGGGCACAGCCACUAACUUGGCGCUGGCGAUGCGCAUAGAUCCCCUGGUUAUUGGACGAUUUGCCCAAAUCUAUGUUGGUGCAGGACAUAUAAAAGAUGCAAAUCACCCGAACCCAGAGUUCAACGCCUUCAUGGACGUGGAGGGUUACCGCGCCGUGGUCCAGGGUUCCUCUCCCGACCGGGUCACGCUCGUGCCCUUCUCACAGACCAACUCCUCGCUCAAUAUCAGCAGAGACUGGCGGCUGAAUAUCCUCGGCACCAUAGACACGGAUUCGGUCCGUGCCCUGAACGCGUUCGAGAACUACACCAUGAUGCAAGACGCCAUGUGGGACCAGCUGGAUCCGGCUGUGAUGGCGGUCGUGUUGGACGAGGCCGUGGUGACGGAGAUGAAGUACUCGAACAAUAGUAUUAUACUCUGUGGUGAAGAAAGGGGAGUGAAUACCAACAUCCUAGGAGCUAAAGAAUCAUCUAACGUACGAAUUUUGUACUCAAUGGACGAAGACAAGUUUAAACAAUUGUUAGUCGACAUAUUUUCAUCUGAACUGAAAUAAACAAUCAAAAUAUUUUACAUUUA
Messenger RNA from Plutella xylostella (diamondback moth), 1224 nucleotides. Its product is annotated as inosine-uridine preferring nucleoside hydrolase. The record is from RefSeq and is a predicted model, not a curated record. Lineage: Eukaryota; Metazoa; Arthropoda; Insecta; Lepidoptera; Plutellidae. Gene Ontology annotation, molecular function: hydrolase activity, hydrolyzing N-glycosyl compounds.